This is a messenger RNA of Entamoeba invadens IP1, 413 nucleotides long. Its product is annotated as serine/threonine protein kinase, putative. Gene Ontology annotation, biological process: protein phosphorylation. The annotation marks the transcript as partial. The record is from RefSeq and is a predicted model, not a curated record. The transcript has a single exon. Lineage: Eukaryota; Evosea; Mastigamoebida; Endamoebidae. Gene Ontology annotation, molecular function: ATP binding; protein serine/threonine kinase activity. Gene Ontology annotation, cellular component: nucleus; cytoplasm; plasma membrane.
AUGCUGAGUAGCUCGGACCAAACAACCUCGUCGCGUUCGUCUGAGGACGACGACGCACCUCCUUUAGGUCGUUCACUGUACGUUAACACAAGCCAUAACAUCCCCGAGUCGCUAUUUACAAACGCCAAAGAGUUCAAGAAAGUUGCUUUGAUAGGCAGAGGCAACAUGGGCAGAGUGUAUUUGGUGCAAUCCAAGAAGACCAAAGAGCUCUACUCAAUGAAAGUGAUGGACAAGAAGCUCUUGAACGAAAAUCGGAAACGACAAGAACGACUCGAAGAAGAAAAAGAGAUACUCCAGAAGUUAAAGCACCCAUUCAUAGUGAAGUUGGAAUGCACAUUUGAGUCACCAAGCCACCACUUACUUAUCAUGACCUACUGUGCUGGCGGCGACUUUUGGAGAUUACUAAGAAGACA